Messenger RNA from Limanda limanda (common dab), 3405 nucleotides. Its product is annotated as coiled-coil domain-containing protein 171-like. Lineage: Eukaryota; Metazoa; Chordata; Actinopteri; Pleuronectiformes; Pleuronectidae. The record is from RefSeq and is a predicted model, not a curated record. The coding region runs from base 1 to 3405 and encodes 1134 amino acids. The transcript is spliced from 21 exons.
AUGCAGACCGGACCGGGGGAGCGGAGGAGACAGGCGGGCCGGGCCCGGCGAGGGGAGAGCGGCCACAGCCGAGCAGAGCCGCGGGGGGGGAACCAGCCGGUGGUCCCAGUCCCGAGUGCCAGGAGGUCCGGGGAGGAGGUGGUGAGGGGUAGGAGGGCAGCGUCGGAGGGGCGUGGGUGGAGCGAGGAGACGGGGAGGCUGAGGUGGAGGAUCAACGAGCUGGAGAAGGAGAAGCUGGAGCUGACAUCCACCCACAACCAGGAGCUGUGUAACCUGCAGGCGGCGUUGACUCGGUUCAGGUCAUCAGUGGAGCGAGGUGAAGCUCAGAAGGUGGAGCUUCAGUAUCAGCUGACUGUGAGUCAGAGAGACGCCGAGCGAGUGGCGGAGCUCAGCAGAGACAAACACAGUCUAACAGAGCGAGCAGCAGAACUCCAUCAGACGGUGCACGACCUACAGAAAGCUCUGGAGAUCACCCGACAGGCUCGAGAGGAGGACCAGCAUGCUUUGCAGCAGGAGGUCGAGGAACGAGACAAACUGAUUCAAAGCUUCAGCUCCGAGAACCAACAACUGAGACAACUACUGCAGGAGCAGGAGGAGGCUCUGCAGGAGUCAGAGACGAGGAUAGCCGAGGUGAAGCAGGAGGGAGAGAAGGAAGCCGAGGUGAACAGACGACUAGCCGGGGAACUGAAAUACCUGAUGGAGAGAGAGGAGAGGAGCAGGAGGGAGAAGGAGGCGUCUGAUCAGAGGGGGAGGAGCCUGGAGUCGAACAUCGAGGCGGAGCGAGCGGCUCACCUGGAGUCAAAGUUCAACGCCGAGCUCAUCCAGCUGCGGGUGCGAGACCUGGAGGCCGUAGUGGCGGUGGAGCGGUCUGGCCAGCAGGAGGCGCAGUCCAGCCUGGAGCUGCUAAGGACUCAGUUCAGAGAGGUGGAGAGAGCCUACACCCUGGAGAGAGAGAGGAGCGGCAGCACGGGGCAGGCUCUGGAGCGGAUGCAGAUGGAGUACGAUCAGUGUAAGUCUGACCUCACCGUUGCUCUGGAAACGGAGAGGACGAUGACCUCUGACCUCACAGAGAAGCUGGAGGAGGAAAAGAAACGACACAGCAACAUACGCUCACUGCUGGAACAGUCUGACACUGAGGAGUCUCAUAUGAACUUUGUGCAGAAGAUCAGAGAGACACUCCACCAACACAUAAACACAGGUGAACACACACAGGACACAGGCUGUACUUCCCCUGCAAUGCAUGAUGGGAAACCGAGUCCUUCUGCCGAGCUGCUUCAGCUGCUGAAGACGACGCUCGUCACGUCUCGGCUCGGACUGGAGGAGACGGAGAAACAGGUCCAGGAUCUGCUUCUACUGAACCAAAGGCUGAGGGAGGAGAACCACAGCCUGCAACAGCUGAGCUCAGAUCAGAGCCGACAGAUCCAGGUCAGUGUGUUGGUCAAACUGGAGGAGGAGGUGACUCGCCUUCGCCAGGAGAGCUCUGAUUGGUCGACGCAGAGCCGCGGUCUGCAGGCCGAGCUGCAGAGAGAGAGAGAGGAGAGGGCGGCUGAGAUCCAGAAGAUGGCGAACAACUACGAGAACGAGUCAAAGGCUCGUCUGUCCUUCCUCCACUGUCUCUACCAGCGCCUCCUGGCCGGCUGCGUCCUCCUCACUCAGCCCCACAGCAUCCUGGGUAAUUUCACCUGGACGGAGCUGUGUGAUGUCAUCGGCGAGCAGGUGGACCGGCUGAGCUCGGACCUCCACAAGGCCAACGACAAGGUGAGCCGCCUCAAGAGCGCGUGCGAGAAGAAGAGCGUGUGCGUCCGUGAGCUGCAGCGCCACCAGCAGCGUGCGUUGUCUCGUGUGGAGGAGGGCGUGAGGAGGAGGGAGGAGGCCUGGGGCAACCAGCUGACGCAGCUGCAGAACGAGCUGCAGGUGAGUCGCUCUCAGUGCGACUCUCUACGGGAUCACCUCUCCUCCUUCGAGCUCCACCGCUCCUCCCUGACCUCCGACCUCGCUCGGCUCCGGGGCCUCCUCUCCAAGAGCCGCAGGGAGUCGGCCUCCCUCCUGUCGGCCUGCACCCUGCUGGCCGGGGCGAUGAAGCACACCCACCACCGCCUGGGGACGCUCUGUGAGCAGAAACGCCUCCUGGGCAGGCGCCUGGCGGAGAGGGAGGUGCUAGAGGAGGAGGUGAGGAGGCUGGCCAACGCUCUGGGCGACGAGGAAGACGACGAUGAGGAGGAGAGAAGAGGGAGGAUGGCGGUGAGGAGGUGGAGGAGGAGCGUGUGGGCGGUGUUGGCAGUGAGGAGGUGGUGCACGCUGGCUAAACAGACGACGGUGUUGUUGCGGGUGGUCAGAGGAGGCGGGGCUCCGGCAGUGUGUGUCUGUGGAGAGACGGCUACGGCAACACGGAAGGUUCAAAACAAACCAGGUGCAGAUGAGGACGAUGGUGGUGAUGAAGGUCGUGAUGGCGUGUGCGCUCGGUGGCUUCGCUCUAAAAGCCUCUCCUCCACCAUCAUGUCCUGCAUGGCCGACCUGCAGGGGGCGCUGGCACACACCGGCUCCGCCCCUCCAAAGGUGAUGGCUGCAGCUCAUUCGGGUUUGUCCCGCCUCCUCGAUCACCUCCUCAACCAAUCAGACACAGUGUCCUGCAGAUUGACACCCCCGCAGCUGAACUUGAAGGCCCUGGUGUCCACCCUCCAGCAGCACUUCCUGCUCUUCAGCCAACGGCUGCACUCGGCCGAGGUGGAGAGGCGGAGUCUGAGGCUGGCGGCAGCCAAUCUGAAGAGGGGACGGCGACGGGAGGGAGAGGACACCUGCAAGACGGUCCCGGAUGAGCGUCUCCACAGCGUGUGUGUGGAGCUCCGUGAGGCUCUGACCAGAGAGCGGGAGGCUCAGUCGUUGAUCCAGGAACAAACCGACCGGCUUCACACGCUGCAGCUGCAAGUGGACGCACACACCCGCGAGGGAAGCGACACACAACGCACUCUGAGCCAAACCACACAGGUUCUGUCCGCGGCUCAGCAGGAGGUGAGUCGGAAGGAGCGCUCGCUGAGAAUUCUGGGUAAACACCUGUCAAGUGUUCAGAGUGAGAGGAAGCAGCUGGAGGAGAGACUGCAGCGAGCUGAGGACGAGCUGAGGGACGCCUCCAGACAUAACGAUGAACUGAUCAGCGACAUGAAGGCAGCGGAGACGAGCAACAAAAAGGUGACGCCGUUUCCUGAUGAAACCUCCCUGGUCAUAGACGCGGAAACGCCGGUUCCCCUCACCGGUCAGGAGGCGGAGUCUAAACCAUCAGGCCCCUCCCACCACAACCAGGCACCGUCCUCCUUCCCCCUCACCAAACCCCCAGCGGCCAAAAUGAAGGAGAAGAAAACCACGAAGAAGAAGAACAGAGGACACGUGAAGAGCGGCGGGAGGAAGUAG